AGAUUGAGGUGUUAUUGCUGGAGAUGCAGGAUGCAGAGGCAGGAAUAAAGACGCACACCCAGCGCCUGAUGAUCACCACCAUCCCUCAUGCAGUCACAGGUCACGAUAUCCUGGAGUGGCUGAUUCAGAGGUUACAGAUUGGAGAUGAAGAGGGGCAGCAUCUGGGCAAUCUGAUGGUGAAAUGUGGCUACAUCUACCCUCUGCAGGAGCCCUCCAACCUCAUCCUGAAGCCAGAGGCCAGCCUGUACCGCUUCCAGACUCCAUAUUUUUGGCCAACGCAGCAGUGGCCAGCAGAGGACACCGACUAUGCGAUUUACCUGGCGAAGAAGAAUAUCCGAAAGAAGGGGAUUCUGGAGGAGUAUGAGAAGGAAAACUACAGCAAUCUGAACAAGAAGAUUAACCACAAAUGGGACUUUGUCGUCAUGCAGGCCAAGGAGCAGUACAAGGCGGGGGAAAGAGCGGAAGAAGGCGGACCGGCUGGUGCUGGAUUGCCAGGAGAAGGCGUAUUGGCUGGUUAAUCGGCCACCACCGGGGAUGCUGGACGUGUUGGAUUAUGGGAUGGACCGGGCCAAUGACCCCAACGUUGUCAAGAAGAAGACGGUGGAUUUCUACAGACGUGAGAUCAUGUACUAUCAACAGUCUCUGAUGAGAUCUACAGUGAAAUCCUCCGUGUCUGUCAAUGGGAUCCUGAAAUACUGCGAGCAAUACUUCACCCAUGACCCCAUCAUGUCCGGCUGCCUCCCCAGCAACCCCUGGAUCACAGAUGACACCAUGUUCUGGGAGCUGAACGCCAAGCUGGUGGAGGUCCCCACCAAGCUGCGGGUGGAGCGAUGGACGUUUAAUUUCAGUGAGCUGAUCAGAGACCCCAAAGGACGGCAGAGCUUCCAGCAGUUCUUGAAGAAGGAGUUCAGCGGUGAGAAUAUGAGCUUCUGGGAGGCCUGUGAGGACCUGAAAUAUGGUGACCAGUCCAAGGUGAAGGAGAAGGCGGAGGAGAUCUACAAGCUAUUCCUGGCGCCGGGCGCUCGGCGGUGGAUUAACAUAGACGGUAAGACGAUGGACAUCACGGUGAAAGGCCUGAAGCACCCCCAUCGCUACGUGCUGGACGCCGCCCAGACCCACAUCUACAUGCUGAUGAAAAAGGAUUCCUACGCUCGCUACCUGAAGUCGCCCAUCUACAAGGAGAUGCUGAACAAGGCCAUAGAGCCCCAGGAGACUAAGAAGAGCAGUAAUUUCCCGUUCAUGCGGAGACAUCGGCGGUCCAGCCCCAGCCCGGUGAUCCUGCGGCAGCUGGAGGAGGAGGCCAAAGCCAAAGAGGCAGCCAAUACAGUGGACAUCACACAGCUGUGCCAUUACACGGCUCCCAUCCCUCACCUGACCGUCUACACGGGUACCUGCGCUCCUCCAUCCCCCACCAGCCCCUUCUUGUCCUGCCGCCCUAGGAUGGAGCUCUCCAGCCCCUCCCCCGCGCACAUCGCCCUGCCCAACUCCGCCGUCUGCCCCUCCCCCAUCAGCAUAGCUAUAGAGAGCACGCCGGGCGUGGAGAGGAGAUGGGAGGCCAAUGGGGCCGGCGACUCGGACUACCAGUUUCCGUCUUCCACUGACAACACGGAGGCGUCCUUCGGGUCGGAGUCUGGGCCAGGCGCUCACCACCACCAUCUCUCCGUCCCGCUGGACAUCAGGGCCGCGCCCAAAUCCAAAGUCACCCUGUCCUUCAGCAAGCUCCUGAAAAGGGGGUGCUCCAGCUCGCCCGUCUUCGCCACCCUUUCUCCCAAGUGCCCGGCGGUGAAUCAUGGCAAAGUGCAGCCGCUCAACGAACUGGAACAGCAGCUGCAGCACACGUCCAGGAAGGUGACCAACUUCUUCCAGAUAAAGGUGGACAUCCCGGCGGAGAGUCGGAUCUGCCCCAUAGACUCGGAGGAGGAGGACAGUCAGCUGACCUGUAAGGACUCGGUCCAGGAGGUGAUCUGCCCCUGGGAGCACAUCAUAGAGGAAGGUAAAGCUGGCUAG
Staurois parvus is the source of this 2007-nucleotide messenger RNA. Lineage: Eukaryota; Metazoa; Chordata; Amphibia; Anura; Ranidae. The record is from the annotation of a GenBank genome assembly.